AUCACUUGCUUAAUGUUAUUCUACAUGUUGGAGUAUGCUUAUUAUAUUUCAGGACUUGCUUGAUGUUUCUAUCUGACUCUGCAACUUUUGUAUCUUCCCUUCUGUUUGCGGUUCAUCCUAUACAUACAGAGGCAUCCUUGUUCUUCCCUUCGGCGACAAUGUAUCAAUACUGUGUCCAGAUUCAAAGGGUCGACGUCGAGCGAUCGAUCGCGUCGUAGUUCCUAGUUCGUGUUUAGAUGCAUUGUCAGUGGAUAAUCGUGUAUUAAGGUUACAGGAGUGGUCGGAAGAGCAGAAACAUUGUCCUCUUUAUUUUAUUUAGCGGCUUUAAUCAUGUAUACUAAAUGCUGCAGAAGUAGAAGGUCUACAGGAUGGAAAUCUUUGAUAUUAUCCAUGUCUUUUGUUUUCACUGCCAUGUUGUGCAAAGAACAAGGAAUAACAGCUACUGCAGUUUGUGUAUUCUAUGAGAUUUUUGUUGUACAAAAGGUAAGAGCAAUGGAUAUCUUCUUGACGUUAAAGGCAGCUUUUGGUGGGAAAAAGAUAUCGCUCACUUGGUCCAGUGAAGGUACAAAACGACUAACAGUCCUCACGCUCGUCACAUUUAGUUUACUUAUUCUUCGGCUACAUGUAAUGGGCUCAAAGUUACCUGUAUUUACCAGAUUUGACAAUCCUGCAUCUGUGGCCCCAACGCCAAUAAGGCAGCUUACCUAUAAUUACCUCGCAGCAGUUAAUCUGAGGCUGCUAUUUCUUCCAAACGAUUUAUGCUGUGAUUGGACUAUGGGAACGAUACCAUUAAUAGAAAAUUUUACAGAUCUUCGCAAUCUGGCUACUAUAGCGACUCAUACGACCAUAUUAGGAUUGUUGAUAACAGCAAUUUUAACACCUAAUAGACAAACUUCCAUUAUUCUUAUAAUGAGCUUGGCUAUGAUGAUACUCCCAUUUUUACCUGCCUCAAAUCUCUUCUUCCCAGUUGGAUUCGUCAUUGCCGAAAGAGUAUUGUACGCCCCAUCUAUGGGAUUUUGUAUGCUUGUCGGAUAUGGGUGGAGCAUUCUAUGCGAUAAAAAAUUUAAGAAAUUAACACUAUUUUUAUUAAUAACUCUUUUGGCUGCGCACACAACGAAGACUUUCAUCAGGAAUUACGAUUGGCUGGAUGAAUAUUCCAUAUUCAUGUCAGGAUUGAAAGUGAACGAUCGCAAUGCCAAAUUGUUCAACAACGUUGGACACGCUUUGGAAAGUCAAGGGAAAUUCAAGGAAGCGUUGAAUUUUUUUAAUAUGGCUGUGCAAGUUCAAGGCGAUGACAUUGGUGCGCACAUCAACGUGGGUAGGACCUACAACCAUUUGAAAAUGUUUAAAGAAGCCGAAGACGCAUAUUUGAAGGCAAAAUCUUUACUACCGAAAGCGAAACCGGGAGAAUCUUACCAAGCGCGAAUAGCUCCGAAUCAUUUGAAUGUUUUUGUAAAUUUAGCAAACCUAAUAGCAAAGAAUGCAACUAGGUUAGAAGAAGCUGAUCUGCUUUAUAGGCAAGCCAUUAGUAUGCGCGCCGAUUACACACAAGCGUACAUUAAUCGGGGCGAUGUUUUAAUUAAACUUAAUCGUACCAAAGAAGCGCAGGAAGUUUACGAACGGGCCCUUUUCUACGACAGCAACAAUCCAGACAUUUAUUACAACCUUGGAGUCGUAUUUCUUGAACAAGGAAAAGCAUCUCAAGCUCUGGCGUACCUUGACAAGGCUCUCGAAUUUGAUCCAGAACACGAACAAGCACUACUCAAUUCAGCCAUUUUGCUUCAAGAGCUAGGUCGCGCUGAAUUGCGAAAAGUGGCCAGAGAAAGACUUCUGAAACUUUUACGAAAAGACUCUAAUAACGAACGGGUUCAUUUCAAUCUUGGAAUGUUGGCUAUGGACGAUCACGACAGCGGUAGCGCGGAACGAUGGUUUCGCAAUGCCGUUGCUCUCAAAGAGGAUUUCCGUUCCGCAUUGUUUAAUUUGGCACUUUUGCUAGCGGACGAACAACGCCCCCUUGAAGCUGCACCAUUUUUAAACCAAUUAGUUAGAUUUCACCCGGACCACGUUAAAGGAUUGAUCCUUCUAGGUGAUAUUUAUAUAAAUAACAUAAAAGAUUUGGACGCUGCUGAAAAUUGUUAUCGCAGAAUAUUGCAGCUGGAUCCAACAAAUAUCCAAGGUCUUCACAAUUUGUGCGUCGUGAUGGUCGAGCGUGGUAAGUUAGGCUUGGCCGCUCAGUGUUUGGAACGAGCAGCAGCUCUGGCGCCUCAUCAGGACUACGUGCACAGACACUUGGCCAUCGUGAAGGCCCGUAUCAGCAGACUACCUCCGGAGCAACGUGACACAGAGAUAUUCGACGAUUUCUUUUGGCAAACUAGCCCCAAGGAGAGGAGCUUCAUGGGGGACAUUUCCAGCAGCAGUAGCGUUGGUAGCACUAGCGGUGCAAGCGGUCUCGGCAACAUGGAAAAUAGCGGUAGCCAGUUCUUAGGCAAAACGGAUUCUGUAUUUUCGAAUCACCAUAAUCACAUAGGCCAUAAGAAAAGCACGAACUCCAUCAGUAAUCACAUCGCGCAUCUGAAGAGUUCAUCGAAAUCCGCGAGAGUUCCAUUGAGCGAGAUGAAAACGGAAGUGAAGGACACGCACGUCAGCCGUGACAAGACGUCGACGACGGGUGCGAGUUCGAACGAGCAGCAGGAGUUCUCGCCUAGAAGGGUUUUCGGCAAGGGCGUGAGCUCGGAUGCAACGGAAUUGACAAUCGAUCGAGAACGUGCGGCUAAAAUAAUUAACUCGGAGAAGUUCGAUAGGGCUACACCGGCAUUUUCGACUGGCGAGACGCAUGCUGGAGCUACACGUCAAAAGGACACCGCACUUUCAUAGUACUGACAUUUGAAAAUUGCGCCGAAUACUGUAUAAAAGUUAUAUUCUACAUAUAACGAAAGAAUAAUGGUGGUACAGUCGUAUAGAGCUAAUGUGUGAAUAUAAAAUAAAUACAGAGUAUUGUUUUAUAUGCUGUACGAAUAGAACGUUUUGUAAAAUAUAUUUAAAAAAUGUGCAA
Frieseomelitta varia is the source of this 3052-nucleotide messenger RNA. Its product is annotated as protein O-mannosyl-transferase Tmtc3-like. The transcript is spliced from 12 exons. Gene Ontology annotation, cellular component: endoplasmic reticulum. Lineage: Eukaryota; Metazoa; Arthropoda; Insecta; Hymenoptera; Apidae. Gene Ontology annotation, molecular function: protein binding; mannosyltransferase activity. Gene Ontology annotation, biological process: protein O-linked glycosylation via mannose. The record is from RefSeq and is a predicted model, not a curated record. The coding region runs from base 331 to 2874 and encodes 847 amino acids.